Aspergillus caelatus is the source of this 538-nucleotide messenger RNA. RefSeq lists its product as uncharacterized. NCBI's taxonomy places the organism in Eukaryota, Fungi, Ascomycota, Eurotiomycetes, Eurotiales, Aspergillaceae. The transcript is spliced from 3 exons. Bases 99 to 410 code for a protein of 103 amino acids. The record is from RefSeq and is a predicted model, not a curated record. Gene Ontology annotation, biological process: mitochondrial respiratory chain complex I assembly.
GGCGAAUCGACCGGAAGAACCUCAUCGCAUCCUGACCUCCGCUCCUACACGCUGUGCCCGCUCGCUUUCCCCUCCUCUCAUCUACCACCAAACACACAAUGGCUUCGGGUUUCGGUCUCAAUGGCGGUCCUUCCCGCUGCUACAACUUCUGGCAGGAAGUCCUCGGCUGCUACGUCGUCAAUGCCGGCGAUGGUGAAACCGGCAAGAAGAAGUGUAUGCCCGCUUUGGAGGAUUACUACGAGUGCCUGCACCACAGAAAAGAGGCUUUGCGAACGAUGAAGAUGCAGGCCGCCUACCGGAAGGCCGAAGCGGCGCACCCCCGGGAGAACGCGCCCAAGGCAGAGCAGAUUCGCAGUUUGGGGCUGCUAGGGAAGGAGGAAGAGGCGUCUGCUUUACUGACGAAGGCUUAAGGGGAUUUUGAGCACACUAGGGGUGCGGUUCUGUUUUUGUUGUUUUUACUACCACCACCAAUGUCGUGUUGUUAUUUUCCUACUUGGAGUCCCUCAGUGUAUAGAAAUGGACAAGUCUAUUAUGCGCG